Molecule: messenger RNA, 9291 nt
Organism: Corythoichthys intestinalis (scribbled pipefish)
Lineage: Eukaryota; Metazoa; Chordata; Actinopteri; Syngnathiformes; Syngnathidae
Product: LIM domain only protein 7-like
Exons: 29
Coding region: 297-4415 (1372 amino acids)
Biological process (GO): regulation of cell adhesion; regulation of signaling
Molecular function (GO): protein binding
Source: RefSeq, a predicted model, not a curated record
UUUUAAAAGAAAAAAAAAAGUUCUAAUCUCUUCUAGCAGGACUCGAUUUUUUUUUAAACAAUUUUGAAGACGUAUUAGGUGAUUCACAAGGCUCCCUCUACUCACACACUUCAAGCAGAAUACGUGGAAUUAGUACGCGAGUGCAGCGUGGGAGAACAAUUAAAAGCGAGAUUAGCGAAUGUCACCUGGUUGGUUCACUCGGCAAGUUUCGAUCAUCGAGGAGAAAAGAAGGGAGUUCGAUCAUGGUUUGAUUUAACGUUUAAUUCAAAGAACUAACACGAGAACGAUCUGGUGUGAUGGAGUGGCGAGAACAGUCAACUGUGAGCUGCCAGGACGCGUACGUGGAAGCUCAGAGGUGGAUCGAAGCAGUCACCAAGAAAACAUUCAAAGGCAAAGACUUCCGAUCAGCUUUGGAAAACGGAGUUCUGCUGUGUGAUUUGAUCAAUAAGAUCAGGCCUGGCAUCAUCAAGAGGGUCAACAGGCUGCCUACACCUAUCGCUGGUCUGGACAAUAUUAACGUCUUCCUCAAAGCCUGCCUCAAGCUCGGGCUCAAGGAGGCGCAGCUCUUUCACCCCGGAGACCUCCAGGAUUUGUCUUCGAGAGUUACAGUCAAUGACGAAGAGACCGACCGGAGACUCAAAAAUGUGUUGAUCACACUUUACUGGCUUAGCAGAAGAGCUCAAGGCGAACAUUCCUAUGAUGGACCUUACCUGAAUUUCAAAGCUUUCGAGGGAUUACUGGGCACAGCGCUUCAUAAGGCUCUCCAAGAACUGUCUGGUCAGAAAGGCAAGAGCAUCCAAGACAGCGGUUUGGGAGAUAGCUGGUAUUCCGAGCGAGAGGAGCUUCAUGACUUAAGAGGACAAAGAGGUGGACACAGGAGAGACGACUCCUUGGACAGUUUGGACUCCCUGAGCUCCCAACCGCUUAGCAUUUCAUCGGACGUCACGCUCAAAGGCAGCAGCGAGGGUUGUUGCAGUGACGCAGAGGCUGACGCGGCCUUCAAAAUGGCUCACAACAAGGAGUCUCUGAGUUACCGACGCUCUGUCACCCUCACGCCGAAGGUCACCACCCAGUUCAACCAGUUCCUGCCUUCCAAAGACAAGACGAAUGCAUACGUGCCCGCUCCGCUAAGGAAGAAACGGGCCGAGCGUAACGACGACAACCGACGAAGCUGGGCCAACCCAUCCUACGAGGAGGAGGACAUCCCGAUCGUCAGACAACGGCAAGCCUCAGAGAGUUUCGACGGGAGCAAAUCAACAAGCGACAUCACAGAUGAACCUACGUUGGUCAGACGUCGGUCUCAGUAUGAAGCCCUUGAGAAAUACCGCGAGCAGGUCAAGCAGAGCGACGAUAAGUGGCAGGAUGACCUGAGCAAAUGGAAAAACCGACGCAAAAGCGUCAACUCUGACAUUGUUAAAAAGAAAGAAGAGCGGGAGGAGAUCGAGAAGAUCACAAACACCGGCAGCACCAGAAGGUCCAAGACCUACCAGGAGAUGCAAGAAGACAGGGAGUUCAGGCGAAGCAACAGCAUCGGCAGUCGCAUUGGGUCUCUCAGCUUUGACAAUGACAGCGACGUAUUCGAAAAACCAAAACCCCGUUCCCGCGACAGCCUGAGCAGGAGCUACACCGUUGACACUUUUUAUCACUCCUCCGGCUCAUCUGAGGCUGCUGGGAAAGUGGAUAACCCUCCAGAUGCACCGCUCACAUCCACAAAGCAAAAAACCCAUGCUCCUGGCGACACCAACACCAGAACGCAACCUGCCGAAUCCACAUUCUCUCUCAGGAGUUCUUUCUUGGAAAGCACUGCCAAAACGGAAAAGAUCUCACCAACUCUGAGAACCUCACAAAAAGUUCCCGAACCAAAUAGCCCGGCCAAGGCGCAGCCCCCAUCCUCAGCGUCAAUGUACAGACCGACCCCGCCCAUCAAGACGGAAGCCAGCGCUGCGGCGGUUUCUCGGAUAUCUGCCUCCCUUCCUAGGAGUUACCAAAGAUCGGAUAGUGCCAGACUCUCGUCAGUAGUCACACCGAGACCUUUUGGGACCCAGCCGUCCCACGUGGGCUCACUUACCCGGACUGUCACAUCUAUGGACUCCAGUAGUCGCAUCAACGGCAACACAGAUUUUUCCAAGAACCCACUAGUGCCGAGCCGCUACCAUCAGUUCAUGACCCCCGAAGAUGAGGCCCAGUCUCAGUCCAGCCCCGCCAACAGCAGUGAAGAUGACGAUGAGCAAGAGGAGACCGAGGGGAAGAGUCUAACGUCCACAUCGAGCAUCUCAUCAGUUCAAGUGAAGAAGGAAUUUCCAGUCAAAGAACCCGGCAAGGAAAGUUCCUGUGAGAUGCGGAUCAGCCUCAACCAGAAGCCCAACAGCGGUCGAGAUUUUGGCUUUGAUGUGGCGUGGGACUCAAGCGGUGCUCACGUUAAAUCCAUCCAACCAGGGAGCCCAGCUGAGAUGUUCCAAUUGCAGACAGGGGAUGAGGUGCUGACGGUCAACGGCCAGCGGGUGACGGAUAUGCGCUACCUGGACUGGAAGGACAGCUUGGAUCGGGCUCUACAGGAAGGCAGCUUAGUGAUGGACAUCAGGCGUCAUGGCAAGAGCAACUGGGACAGAGAUCCGUCUUCCCCACCAUAUAAGGGCCAUAAGACCAUCAAUCUGACCAGUACGGCUCAUCCCAUACUUGUAGGUUUCCCCGAUACCAGCGCCACCAACACACUUGAUUUCACCUCUAUCGCAGACGAUCCCGCCAAGGGUGCCACCCGCUCAAUUGUGGAUGUGGCUUCCAACGGCGUCGAUGGUGGUUUCCCCAAAGUGUCUAUGACCACAAAAGAAUCAGAGCCCAUUUCUAUGAUAAACUUAAAACGGAGGUCAGAGUUUUUUGAGAAAGGUGGAACAGAUUCGACAUUGCCAGAUAUACCCGUUCCACCAAUCACCGCAUCUUCGACACGCUGGGCUUGGGAUCCAGAAGAGGAACGGAAGAGACAGGAGAAGUGGCAGAAGGAGCAGGAGCGCCAAUUACAGGAGAAAUAUAAACGUGACCAAGAGAAACUGCAGGAGGAGUGGACAAAGGCCCAACAGGAGAUCUCAAGCAGUGUUGAGCCCGUUGGCCCAACCCUUGCCUACCGGGAGCUGGAGCAAGAGCGAGAAAGGUUAGAGGAAGAGAGGAGAAUAAGGGAGGAGAAAGAGGAGCAAGAGCGCAUGAAGCUGGAGUUGGAAAGAAAGUUGAGAGAGGAGGAAUUUGAGCGCCAUAGGCAAGAGAUGAGGAGGCGGGAGGAGGAGCUCGAGCGGGAGAGACAGGAAGUCGAGAGGAAGAGGAGGGAGCAGGAGCAAGAACUGGAGCGCCAGAGGGAGGAGAUGAGGAGGAGGGAGGAGGAGCUGGAGCGCCAAAGGCAGCAGGAGGAGGAGAGAAAAAAGAGGGAGGCGGAGUUGGAACGCCUGAAAAUGGAGGAGGAGGAGAAGAGGAGGAGGGAGGCAGAGGAGGAAGAAGAGAGGAGGAGGAGAAGGGAGAAGGAGGAAGAAGAGAGGAGGCAAAGGGAGGAGGAAGAGCUGCUCUGGCAGAGGAGGAGAGAGGCUGAGAAGGAGGAGCUGAGGAGAAGAAUGGUGGCCGUGGAGGAACAACAGCGGCGAGAGAGGGAGCGCGCCGUCGAUGAGCAACGGGCAAAGACACUUGAGGACGAAGAAAGACUUCAGAGCAGAGUGACGAGCAGCGAUGUGGUCGACGCGGCGGCUCAGCAGCCGAUAUCGCAAGCGGAACUUCAACGUCAGCAGCUCCUGAGUGACAUGAAGAAAAAGAACAACUUGCUGACGGACAAUAGCUGGAUCCGCCGAGGUGCCGCCAACACCCCCGGCCGCGAGGAACCGCCGUCAACACGCAGGGGUGGCUCCUUUGAACAUCUGGAUAACCCCUCCAACUCCUGGCGUUCGUCGUGGACGCCCAAGAGUGACUCCUUUUUUCCUAACUACUCCCGGCCUCACUCUGCCCUCUCUGGGAGCGCUUCCUUUUACGGGGGCGGGGCAACGGGGGCAAGGUCCGGGUCGAGCACCUUGCCCGCCUCUUUCCGGGGCCCGGCAGCGGGAACGACGCCUUGGUCUCGACAGUCGUUAUCUCCUUCUCCUUCUUCUAUCUCUCCUACCAUCUCUCCAGAACCGGGUUCUGAUGCAGGUGGUCAGCAGCAGCACAGCAGGUCGGUGAGUGGUAAGAAAGUGUGUACGUUUUGUGACACGGCGCUGGGGAAGGGAGCGGCCAUGAUCAUCGAGUCCCUCGGGCUCUGUUAUCAUUUAACCUGUUUCAAGUGCAUCGACUGCAAGUCGGCCCUCGGGGGAUCAGAAGCCGGUGCUGAGGUCCGAAUCCGAAACAAACAGCUCUACUGUAACACCUGCUAUAAGCGAUUCAAAGAUGGCCAGCCCACCACGAUGUAGCUUUAGCAGCAGCUGUACGAAGAAACCACGAGCGACAACAAUCCGUGACGCCUUCAACUUCAGCAUCUUGAUUCCAGAGAUUUUAAUAUCAUUCUUGCUGUUUAUGUUUCUUUUUAAGUGGGUAAGACUGGUGUGCUGUUUAUGCGUAUGUGUGAAGUAUUACAGCUGAAAAAAAAAAAAGGGGUGCUUUCUUCUGCAUACAGCAUUUGGGAAAACCUCAAAUCUCAAGAUAAGUAUAUUUUUUCAUAAAUGUAGUAUGACUCUUGGAGGAGAAACACUUCUUGCUCUAUAGCUCUAUAUCUUUCAAUCACUUUUAUUUUUCUUUUUUUUUAAUGACUAAUAAGGCUUUUCCUUCCUGGUGGUGUUCAGUGUUCAUCCGCCUACUGUGUGCCUUUAUGUCUGCAAAACAGGGAGAGGUAAUUAACUAUUAUCAGCAUCCAGAGUGUAUUUAAUGAAAGCGAUUAUUAGCCAGGUUGUGAAGAAUUAAUGAUACGCGAUGAUGACACAGAUUUGUAAAUAAAGGUUUUAAACGCUAAUCUCGGAAUUGUAUAAUUGUGGCGUGUUAUUGCAGGUGUCUGGGUGGAAUUUCAAUGAGGCAAUUUGUCACCAAGCGCCAUUCCGUGACACUCUUGAUAAGCCAUCUCCGCGAAUCAUAAUAAUCCCGUCAGCGCCGCUGUUACGUGACACGCAAUUUGCGGUGAGCGUUUAUUGAAUAUUCAUAACCCCGACGCGCUGGCUUCCGCUGCAGAAAAGGUAGGAAAUUGUCCUUGUCGUGCAGUAAUUGAGGAGAAGACUGGAAUCAAAAUGAGUCCUGACAAGGUGAGUAGGUGCCCAAGGCGAAAUUGUAGCUAGGAAUCCCACCCCCACCAUCUAAAAUGAAGAUACAUAUAUUCUGAAAUGUUGUGUAUUUUGUAAAUACAGGUAGUCCCUGGGUUACGACUAGUGCUGCAAGGAUUAAUCGAUAAACUCGAGUAAUUCAAUUACAAAAAAGCUUCAAAUCAAAUUUUACUUCUUUGAAGAUUCGUUUAAUUAGAUUUUGUUGUAAUGGUAUGUUUUGAAAGUGUUGCAUUAAGUUUUAUUGUUUUGGAUGGAUACGACGCCUUCUAGUGGCAACAGUAAAUAUGCCAUAACUCGUCUAACAUGGCUGAAUCUAGCUGCUCCCUGUUAAGACCAACAUGAGGUAUGUUUUUUUUUAGCUCAUAUGUUCGUUCAUGCAUUGGUCAUUUAGUUUAGAAGAAUAUUUAGGGUUCUUUUGUGGGAAUAUUUAGAAUAAAUAGAGUACAAAGUUCAUGUUCUGUGUGAAUUGUUUCUUCUGUUGCUGUUCCAGUUGUUUCAUUCAUUAUACCUUUUAGUUAUUAUGUUAUCAUUUUAAUUUACAGUGGGGCAAGUAAGUAUUUCGUCAACCACCAAUUGUGCAAGUUCUCCUACUUGAAAAGAUUAGAGAGGCCUGUAAUUGUCAACAUGGGUAAACCUCAACCAUGAGAGACAGAAAAUCACAUUGCUUGAUUUUUAAAGAAUUUAUUUCCAAAUUAGAGUGGAAAAUAAGUAUUUGGUCACCUACAAACGAGCAAGAUUUCUGGCUGUCAAAGAGGGUCUAACUUCUUCUAACGAGGCUCCACUCGUUACCUGUAUUUAUUUCACCUGUUUUAACUCAUUAUCAGUAUAAAAGACAUCUGUCCACAAGCUCAGUCAGUCACACUCUAAACUCCACUAUGGCCAAGACCAAACAGCUGUCGAAGGACACCAGUGACAAAAUUGUAGACCUGCACCAGGCUGGGAAGACUGAAUCUGCAAUAGGUAAAACGCUCAGUGUAAAGAAAUCAACCGUGGGAGCAAUUAUUAGAAAAUGGAAGACAUACAAGACCACUGAUAAUCUCCCUCGAUCUGGGGCUCCAUGCAAGAUUUCACCCCGUGGCGUCAAAAUGAUAACAAGAACGGUGAGCAAAAAUCCCGGAACCACACCUAGUGAAUGACCUACAGAGAGCUGGGACCACAGUAACAAAGGCUACUAUCAGUAACACAAUGCGCCGCCAGGGACUCCAAUCCUGCACUUCCAGACGUGUCCCCCUGCUGAAGAAAGUACACGUCCAGGCCCGUCUGCGGUUCGCUAGAGAGCAUUUGGAUGAUCCAGAAGAGGACUGGGAGAAUGUGUUAUGGUCACAUGAAACCAAAAUAGAACUUUUUGGUAGAAACACGGGUUCUCGGGUUUGGAGGAGAAAGAAUACUGAAUUGCAUCCGAAGAACACCAUACCCACUGUGAAGCAUGGGGUGGAAACAUCAUGCUUUGAGGCUGGUUUUCUGCAAAGGGACCAGGACGACUGAUCUGUGUAAAGAAAAGAAUGAAUGGGGCCAUGUAUCGGGAGAUUUUGAGUGAAAAUCUCCUUCCAUCACUAAGGGCAUUGAAGACAAGACGUGGCUGGGUCUUUCAGCAUGACAAUGAUCCCAAACACACAGCCAGGGCAACAUAGGAGUGGCUUCGUAAGAAGCAUUUUAAGGUCCUGUAGUGGCCUAGCCAGUCUCCAGAUCUCAACCCCAUAGAAAAUCUGUGGAAGGAGUUGAAAGUCCGUGUUGCCCAACGACGGCCCCAAAACAUCACUGCUCUAGAGGAGAUCUGCAUGGAGGAAUGGGCCAAAAUACCGGCAACAGUGUGUGAAAAGCUUGUGAAGAGUUACAGAAAACGUUUGGCCUCCGUUAUUGCCAACAAAGGGUACAUAACAAAGUAUUGAGAUGAACUUUUGGUAUUGACCAAAUACUUAUUUUCCACCAUGAUUUGCAAGUAAAUUCUUUAAAAAUCAAACAAUGUGAUUUUCUGUUGUUUUUUUUUAUCCACAUUCUGUCUCUCGUGGUUGAGGUUUACCCAUGUUGAGAAUUACAGGCCUCUCUGAUAUUUUUAAGUGGGAGAACUUGCACAAUUAGUGGCUGACUAAAUACUUAUUUGCUCCACAUCUGAAACCGUAAGUUUGAAUGACCUUCGAUUUAAUCACCAGCUAUUGUCACUGUUUAAGGAGUGAAUCUGUUUACAUAUUUUAGGCACAAACUGUUCCUCCCUACCCCAUGAGUGCCAUAAAAUAGCAGGUGACUAAUCCGAUCUAGGUUUCAAACCACAUUUUAAAUGUGUAGACCAGGGUUGUUUUCGACAACGAUGAUGAUAACAAAAAUAUUUCAUCGACGAACAAUUUUUUCGUGACAAUGAUGAGCUAAAAACGCGUCUUGGGAUAUUGAAACAUAACGAGACGAGAACAUGAUGAAAAUUUCCCAUAGCUUCCAUCAUAAGUUCACAAUAUGUGACAUUUUCUUUUCGUAUGUGUAGUUAGCACGCAUCAUAGCAGUGUUUGCUCAUGUCACUUGUGUGACGUGCUGCCACCACCACUGCCACCCUCCCCGCCUCACAUACAUGCUACCUGUGUCCUCAGUCUCCAGAGUUGCCUUUAGUGAAAUACGUGUCAAGUGCUGCUUGGUAAGUUUUGUUUUCUCUAUCUUGGCUAGAUAUACCAUAUUGCUUUAGGCUUUUCAAAGUCACUAAAUGUAACUUGUAGCGUUAGCAUAGCGUUCACGUUAGCAAUUAUUGUCGUGAGUGUCAUGUUGGAAAACCUGAGAAAAUUCAUAUAUAUAGCGAGAGGCUUCCAGGUGAGUUUAAUUCAUUGAAAAUAAUAGCCUGUUUUCCUGCUAAGUGUCUUUGUAGACUCUUCAAAUAUUUGCUCGUCUGUCAAUGUCCAUUCCAAAUUGUUGGAAACCUUUACUUAUUUAUUCAUGGACUAAAACUUUUCAAAUUUACAGACGAAAAUAUUUUGAGUAUUUGUCAACUAAAAUUUACGGUGGGUAGAAAAAAAUUUGUUUUCAUGGUUAAUCUGUACCACCAGAUUAGUAAUCUGUACCCACAGUUUUGUAAACUACCCAGAGUUUAGUAAUACUAAACUGUGGGUGCAGAUUAUUAAACUGUGGGUACAGUUCAGUAAUAUGUACCCACAAUUUUGUAAUCUGUACCCACAGAUUACUAAACUGUGGGUACAGUAUAGUAAUCUGUACUAGGGCUGAACAAUAUUGGAAAAAACUUGCGACUUUUUGGGGGUUUGCGAUAUACUGCGAUUAUAUAUUGCAAUAUUAAAACUAGAAUUUUCAACAGAUGACUUGAAGAGUUUUAUUUGGUAAGACUGGUUGACCCAUCAUGACCACAUUUUAUUCAUAUAAUACAGUUUACCCCAGGCUAAAGGAAUUCAUCUAUGAAUUAUGAAGAUUGAUGUAUACAAAAGGGAUCCAGGAGGCCAAAUCUCUGCACACUUGCUGCUUUUAUGAAGCGAAACAAAAGUUUACGUGUUCCAAAAAAAAAAAAAAAAAAAAAUUUCACUUCCUGCGAUAGGACUAUUGCACAUAUUGCGAUGGUGAUGUUCAAACGAUAUAUUGUGCAGGCCUAAUCUGGACCCGUAUCCGUAAAAACUAGACGAAAUGAGUUUUGGUUGACUAAAACUAGCUGAAGACAAACACAGUCUGAAAUUACUAAAAUAUGACCAGUGUUGUUAAUUUUACUUUAAAAUAGUAAUUAAUUACAGUUACAAAUUACUUCUCCCAAAAAGUAAUUGCGUAAGUAACUCAGUUACCUGAAUGUAAGAGUAAUUAGUUACUUGGCAAAGUAACUAGUGAUUUUUUUUUUUUUCUCAAAAAAAAAAACAAGAAACAAAAAACAAACAAAAAAUAGGUCACACAAUGUGAAGUUUAAAGGAUUUGGGGGACAAUUGGCCCUACCCCAAUUCUUUACCCUCCACUUAACUAGACACAAGGGUAUUGCGAUAACUAGCUAGUAACCUUUGCUAUGUGUGGAAGUCAUUUAAAGUUGUGAAUCAACCGUUAAAGUUGUUAAAACUGCUCCCGUUAUUGCAUU